CAAUAUGUUGUUCUGAGGUAUGGGAUGGAACUCCUUUUCUUCUUGAGUUUUAUCGCUCUGCAAGGAAAGCAAUAGACAGGAAUUGUACAGAGCAUGUAUCAGUUUGUUAUCUAAGAGAAACAACUAAUGAUGCUCGGUUAUGCCGCCUUCUCGUCGAUGUAGGAACAGACGUUUUGCGAAAGGUGUUUGAUCGAAUUCACCCACCAAACAGCCUGCACACAGUGUUAGCACAGAGUGCAGUUCAAAGUACACUGCUGACACUUAGAAAGAAGAGAAUAAUCAGUCCAACUCAGUGGAGCAAACUUUAUCCUACCAAUCCCGCUUCUGUUUCGUCUGUCGACUUUGACGUAACCCUUCUGAUGGUUCUACUCAGGAAUAUCUGCAUGUUGCUCCGACCUGCCACUGGCUGGGAUGUUCUUCCGAAAUUAGCAGACACAAGUUUAGAGGCCGACAUUGCUCGGGUCAAGUACUACAGAAACACAGUCUAUGCUCACGUCAGCGUGGCGUCCAUUGACGAUGCAAGCUUUAUUCGCUACUGGCAGGAGAUCAGAGAUACGCUGGUGCGGCUGGCAGGAGCAAGUUCAAAUUAUGGAGGUACCAUUGAUCGUCUUGCGAAUGAGAGCAUGGACCCUGAAAAAGAAAAGCUUUAUCAGGAGCUGUUCAAAGAAUGGAGGAAUGAGGAGGAAAGCGUGAAAGGCAAACUAGAUGAGAUAGACAGAAAACUAUCGGAUUUGACCAAUUCGGAGAACAAGAUGCGGUUAGCAAUACCCUUCGAUCUUAAGCAGUACCAGAAACAGCUUAAUUCAUUUUACCGCACCAUUUGCAAAGUAAAAUUAAUUCCUUGGAAGCCAAGUUCUGCAGUUUAUAUCAAUGAAAUUUACACAAAGUUGUCAUGGCAAAGGGAAGAAAGGAGACCCAGCGAAGUGAGUCAAGUGGACCUAGAAGACUACACUGAUAUGUUUAAGAGUUGUGGGCCUUUCGACGAACCAAACCGAAUAUUGGUGUUUGGGCCACCAGGCAUAGGGAAGACUACAUUUGCCAAAAGAGUUGUUUUCGACUGGUUACGUCGAGUAAAGAAAAUCCUCAAAAAGUUUGAGCUUGUGCUUCUUAUAAAGCUGCGAGAUGUGUGUGAAUUGCAUACUCUGCCAGAUAUUUUGACGGCUGCAAGACUGUUACCAGCUGAUGGCACAAUCUCAGUUGAGAGCUUGUACGAGUACAUUCAAGAGAACCAAGAAAAAGUUCUGCUGGUCGUGGAUGGUUAUGAUGAGUACUUCUGUCCAGGAUACUCACCUGUCCGUGCCCUCUGGGAGGGUAGUUUGCUAAGGAGUUGUUCUGUCAUUGUCACAACGCGGUUGGAAGAGGCAGAAGAAUUGAUGGAAUCCAGUCACGUUGGAUGCCAGAUUAAUGGGUUUGUCAGUGGUAUUCAACUAAGAAAGUUUGCAAGAAAGUUUCUGAAAGAUGAAGAAGACGUUGCUAGGUUUGAGAGACAUCUAGAGGAAAAAGGCCUCAGAAACGUUGCAGAAAUACCACUUCUUCUAGUGAUGCUGUGCUUACUUUGGAAGGAGGAAGGUCACAAAGGACAUCUCAAAUCACGGGCCAGUAUCUACAUUCAUUUCAUUCAGAUGUUACUGGGUCACAUGACUGCUAAAGAAGCAUAUGCAAAGAAAUUCCGUGAAGUAGAUGACUACAAAGAAGAUCUCUUGAAACUGGGAAAACUUGCAUUUGACGCCCUGAACCAAGGUUCUCUCUUUAUACACCACAGCGAACUACUUGAUGACAUUUUAACCAAGGAACUGAUUGACAUGGGUUUAUUUCAAUCUCUGAAUGUCUCAAGUCUGAAGCCUGAGAAGAAGGUUUUUUUCAUUCAUAAGUCCGUCCAGGAGUUCCUUGCGGCUUGGUACGUCAAGGACGAACUUGCAACUUCGAGAAAUAAAAGUCCGAGCUGUCUCACCGAGGAUGAAUCUUCCGAAAAGGUUGUGAAGAUGAUUGAAGUAUUCAAAUUUGUCAAUGAAUUGUCUGGAGAAGCCUCAAGUAUAGUCCUCAAGCACCUGGAGACGGUAGCAAAGAAAGAAAGACUGACGGAAAACAUUCCCAGCGAGACACCUUCAUUUGAAGACUUUUCAGAGAAACAAAGGCAUUUUCUUGCACUGUGUUCACACAGCUAUUUUUGCUUAUCAGUCGAGAAGAGAAAAGAUCUUUACUCCAUGUAUCUGUCUUGUACCGGAGGCUUUUUACUGAUAGACUCAGAUCAACUCCAUAUUACUGCCAGCGAGCAUUUGCUGAAAUGCUCCCAACCACCAAACUAUGUAUUUUUCACCGAUAGCAAGCAUCCAGACCGAGACUAUCGCGACCUGAUCACCGUUUUAGAAGAUUUGAGUGGGAUUCUUGUUAGCUCUUCAGGUGAAGAGACAGCCUCGAUGUUUCUCAAGAAGUAUAAUCCACAGACAGUGGAACAAUUUUUCUUGAAGAGAGAAAAUAAUUCGUUCAUGUAUCUUUAUUUUUCUCGCAUUUGUAAAAGGUAUGAUCACACCUUGCCUAUCGAAAUGAUCCAAGAUGUCACUCAGUCACCUGCAUCCGAUCAGACAAAGACGAUCUCAUUCGGCGACCGGUCAAAUGGACCAAACAACACAGCGUUGCGGUUGACAGAGAACACCGAUAGCUCUCCUGUUCCCCCUCGUCAUUGCCUUUCAUUAGCCUCAGAGAUCAGUAUUGAUUGUUUAAAAGAGCAAGAAAUGAAGAUGCUCAUAGAGGCCCUUCCUUAUGUGAUUUCACCCCGAGUCAUAACCCUGAAUGUUCCAGUGGGUAAAUUGUAUGAUGCCCCCACAUUGGAGACGCUGGUGUAUCAUCUCAACUUUACAAACAGACUUGACACAUUAGGACUAUGUCGUUUCAAUAUCACUGCAGGGCCAGCUCCUGCCAUCGCCAAAUCUUUCCAACGGGCACCUAACUUGCGUGAGCUUUACCUGUCACACAACCCCCUUCGUGACGGACUAAACACUCUUAUGGAACAUAUCCAUUUGGUUCCUCACCUAGAAACUCUUCGCCUUGGAGGUGUGAAGAUGAGUAAGGAACAAGUGGAAGAUUUGACCAGAGUAGUGCGUAAGAGUAAGAUCACUAGUCUGGGGUCGUGUUACCAUGAGGAGAAAGGAAACCCUAAGCCUGAGUGCGAGUGGCCAACAGACGAUUUUUGGAAAGGAAAAUGGUGGUACAAAUCAGAGGAUGAACUAGAAACUGGAACGGAGGACGAAUUUGAGCCUUAAACAGAAGGCAAGCUGAAACCUGAGACAGAGGACAAGUGAAAGCCUGUGACAUGAACCAGAUUCGUUUCCUGCCGAAGGCAAACUGAAUAUUGUUGAUUGAUUCCCAACACGAAGUCGCGGGGAAUUUUCGACGAAGUUCUCUUGGCCUGAGGCAUAUCGUUUUGCACGUUAAUUGUAGGUGACUCAGUUCGAAGCAACUGUAUUUUCUUAUUUUGUUUUUUGUUUUGUUUUUGUUUUUUUUUAUCAUAGUUUCUUUGCUGCCCUUCAAGAACAGUUGAAACAAACAAACAAGCAAAGAAAAUCGCCCUUUUAAAAAUAAUGCUCCAGUGUCAUAAUCACCUCUUUCUGGGUGAUUGUAUGACGUUAUCCCCCAAUCAAUAAUCUUCGAAAAUACUAUUGCGUGUAAAGUUGAGAACUGUAUCAGAACCCAGUGGAGGGAGAGCUGGGGUAUACUGAGUCAGCGAGGAAGAAAAUUGGACAAAAUCCUUUCCUUUUAAUAGUUCGUUUUCUUCUGGUGAAAGAUUAUUUGGUUAGGACAUUUUUGUCUCGUAAAAAAAGUGAAUUUGCAGAGGAGGAUGCAACCACAUAUUUUCAAAAUGAGAAAAAGGAAACUUUUUUGGCUUACAUUCCGGAUCUUAAAACUUCGUGAGCUUGAAAAUUUGUCCUGGUUUACCUUCCAUGUACUAUUGCAAAUUACAGUGAAACCUGUAUUAAGUGGACCUGGCAUUAAGUAGAUAUGCUGUAUGAAUCUGACACUACCAAAGUUUUCCUGUUCUGUUAGUCUUGUAGAAGUCGAACUCUUAUUCAAUGCAAUUGUUUCAUUCAUCAACCUCGCCCUUAGGGCUUUUCCCUUGUAAAUUGGUUAACGGCCAAUUCCAAGGAAAAAGUCGUGGGAACGAGGUUUUCGGUCACGAGUCGUAAAGGCCAUAAGAACUUAAAUUUUUAAUUUUUCUUGUGAAAAACCUGCGAUUGCAAUAUGAUUUUGUAACCCAGGGUCUCAGUUUGCGUAUUAUACCUCAAGUUUAUUAAAGCAGUUCUCGAUUUAGAAUA
This is a messenger RNA of Stylophora pistillata, 4310 nucleotides long. RefSeq lists its product as uncharacterized. NCBI's taxonomy places the organism in Eukaryota, Metazoa, Cnidaria, Anthozoa, Scleractinia, Pocilloporidae. The record is from RefSeq and is a predicted model, not a curated record.